Nymphaea colorata (pocket water lily) is the source of this 1890-nucleotide messenger RNA. Its product is annotated as cytoplasmic tRNA 2-thiolation protein 2. NCBI's taxonomy places the organism in Eukaryota, Viridiplantae, Streptophyta, Magnoliopsida, Nymphaeales, Nymphaeaceae. The transcript is spliced from 7 exons. Gene Ontology annotation, biological process: tRNA wobble position uridine thiolation. Gene Ontology annotation, molecular function: sulfurtransferase activity; tRNA binding. Gene Ontology annotation, cellular component: cytosol. The record is from RefSeq and is a predicted model, not a curated record. The coding region runs from base 113 to 1510 and encodes 465 amino acids.
UACACAUGCCAACACUCAUCGUUACCAGCAACGAGUUCUGCAGGGUCUUGGGUUUAAGGGACUAAGGGGCUUCUCUUCCUACUCACAGAGAGAAAGAGCGAUCGAGAGAGGGAUGGCCUGCCGAGGCUCGGCAGACGAGUGCAGAGGCGACGGUUUCUGUGGCAGUGAUACAAUUAGGACGAGCCCCAACAUCGUCUGUUCUGCUGCUUGUAAUGAUGGUCGUGCCGUGGCUUCUCCCCUUUGCUGCAAGUGCAAGGAGAGACCGGCGGAGGCGAAGGCCAACCAGACGGAGGACCUGUGUGGCGGCUGCCUCCGUUCCUCCCUCUUCGCCAAAUUCAAGCUGGCUGUCACCUCCCACUCUAUGAUUAACCCUUCCGACAACGUCCUUGUUGCCUUCUCGGGCGGCUCCGCUUCCAGGUUGGUUUUAGAAUUUGUACAUGAGAUGCAAUCGAAGGCCCAAAAGAAUUUAGAAGCUAGUAAAGAUAGGUCGUUGCCUGUAUUUCGAGUAGGUGUUGCUUUCGUUGUUGAAAGCAACAUCUCAGUUUCUUCACCUGAUUCAAGCAAAGCUGUUGAAGAAGUGCGGCUUAUUGUUUCAAACUUAGCUCCUCCAGUGAAAACGGUUCAUGUUUUAUCCAUCGGUUCUGUGUGCUCUGAAAAUUUUGAUGAACUGGAUGGAAGAAGCAGAUUAAGUGAACUACUUCAUUUUGUUGGUGAUGCCACUGGGAAAGAAGACUUUUUGCAGUAUCUGCGUAUGCUAGCUUUGCAGAAAAUUGCUAUGGAAAAUGGGUACACUAAACUGGUGUUAGGUCUGUGCACAUCAAAGCUUGCAUGCCACGUGAUUUCGGCAACUGUUAAGGGGCAAGGGUACUCUUUACCUGCUGAUGUACAAUAUGUUGAUGCUAGAUGGGGAAUUCCUGUAGUGCUUCCUCUUCGUGACUGUGUCUCACAUGAAAUAACCAUGCUUUGUCAAAUUGAGGGUUUAACGACCCUAAAGUUGACUCAAGAGCCUCACUUUAAUAUUAACAGUCUUGUUUCAUCAUUUGUUGCAAAGUUACAGGAAGAAAAUCCUUCACGAGAACGAACAAUUUUAAGAACAGCAGAAAAAUUGCGCCCAUUUUUCUUUAAUAAGCUACCAGAAAGUGAAGACUCUGAACGUUUGUCAUUCCGAAGACGGCAUGCUUUACAGAAGUUCAAGUCUAGUGGUUCCAUAGCCUCAGAUUUCCUCUGUCCAAUAUGUGGCUGUCCAGUCAGUGAAGCAGACCUGCAAACUGUAAGAAGCAACUUGGAAACUGGUCUUGUGAAAGGUGCCUUCUUCAGAUCCAUUUGCUGCUCCAGUUGUACAUUCCAGAUCCUCCCAGAAGAGGAAUCAUCGAUGGACACCGUCUACUCACUUCUGCCUGAAGAAAUGAUCAGGAGAACCAAGUGUAAUGGAACUGCUGGACAGAGUUGGUUGAGGAAGCAAAUUGAAGAUUGCUUACUCCUGCAGGAUAGUGAUGAAGAGCAUGAAUAAAUGCAACCACAUUUAUUUUCUUAGUUUUCCUGUAAUUCGUGGGCCACCAAUAUUUUUGGUUUUGGUUAUUGGCUCAUCUAGACUUGCUGAUCUACCAACUGUUUCCCCUUGCUGUGGGAAGAAUGAAAGUGGUAACAGAUGGGUUUCGGACAAGAUUUUUUUGGUUUUUUUUUUUUUGUGGAGAACUGGACAAGUUUCUCCUUUUCUCCUGAGGGCACUUGGUUAUAGUGGAAUCAGUGAUGCGGCUGCCAAGAGGUGGUGUGCACGGGUUUGAGCUGAUGCGUUUGUCCUUUUAACAAACAGGAGGAACUCUAACUGAAUUAAAUAUCAGUUGGCACUGUGUUUGAUUUUGUACCGUAAUGUCCGAAGACCAUUUAAUC